GUGGGUGACCCGACUUGCACAACCCAGCGCUGCCAUGGGGAAGAAAGGGAAGGGAAAAAAGGGUGGCAAGGAAGCCCUUGGUGUGCCCUUGGCACCUGCAGGAGAGGAUAAUUACAUGUUCCUCAGCAUGCAGGUGGAGACUUUGGAACGUGAAUUGCAAGUAAAGUCUGCGCAAGCGGAGGAGGCUCAAAGAUCUGAACUGGAACUAAGAGCCCGGGUGGAGCAGAUGGAAGAGGACUUCAAGCAGGAGCAGAACACCACGUAUGCCGUCACUGCAGACAUGGCACGCCAGUACAAGGCACUGCAAGAAGAGCUGAUUUACAAGAUCAACUCCUUGGAGAUCCAGCACACCGAGCAGAGGGAAGAGCUAGACAUCACAAAUCAUGAGCUCAAGGAGCUGACCUUGGUCAAGGAUGCAGAUAUUGAAAACAAAGACCAGCAAAUCAAGCAGCUCAAUGAGCGCAUGAACGAUAUGUCAGCUGAGUUCGCAAACAUGCUCGCUGAAACCCUGGACCUGAUGAAACUUCACAUCAAUGAGAAACUGUCGGAUGCUGCCUUGGGUGACGCAGAUGCUUCCAGACCAGACUUCACUCAGCGCCUACAGGAUUUCAGCAACAAGGCCUACAAUGCCGUGGCGAUUAGCUCUAAGAGCGACCAUGGCAAGGCCUUGCCUCCGAGUGAUGGAUGAGCUGCAGGCGCUUCACGGUGCUUAGUGAGGACUUGCUGCCCACAUGCUCAGGAGGCUGUACAGAGAGGGUGCUUCAGAGCGGAGCCAUCAAGCAGAACAGAGAUGAAGUCAAGUGGUGGGCGAUC
Molecule: messenger RNA, 813 nt
Organism: Cladocopium goreaui
Lineage: Eukaryota; Dinophyceae; Suessiales; Symbiodiniaceae
Source: the annotation of a GenBank genome assembly